Tyto alba (common barn owl) is the source of this 2143-nucleotide messenger RNA. It is a transcript of the gene SRSF4, whose product is annotated as serine and arginine rich splicing factor 4. The coding region runs from base 44 to 1483 and encodes 479 amino acids. Gene Ontology annotation, cellular component: nucleus; cytoplasm; ribonucleoprotein complex. Gene Ontology annotation, molecular function: mRNA binding. Lineage: Eukaryota; Metazoa; Chordata; Aves; Strigiformes; Tytonidae. Gene Ontology annotation, biological process: mRNA splice site recognition; alternative mRNA splicing, via spliceosome. The transcript is spliced from 6 exons. The record is from RefSeq and is a predicted model, not a curated record.
CGCGGGCCGCCCGGCCCCCCCCCCCCCCGCCCCGCCGGGCGCGAUGCCGCGGGUCUACAUCGGCCGCCUCAGCUACCAGGCGCGGGAGCGGGACGUGGAGCGGUUCUUCAAGGGCUACGGCAAGAUCCUGGAGGUGGAUCUCAAGAACGGGUACGGCUUUGUUGAGUUUGAUGAUCUGCGAGAUGCAGAUGAUGCUGUUUAUGAGCUAAAUGGUAAAGAUCUUUGUGGGGAGAGAGUGAUCGUUGAGCAUGCCAGAGGCCCACGUCGUGACAGCAGUUACGGUUCUGGACGCAGUGGAUAUGGUUAUAGAAGAAGCGGAAGAGAUAAGUACGGUCCUCCUACCCGUACAGAAUACAGAUUGAUUGUGGAAAAUUUGUCAAGCCGCUGCAGUUGGCAAGAUCUUAAGGAUUAUAUGCGUCAGGCAGGGGAAGUGACAUAUGCAGAUGCACACAAAGGAAGGAAAAAUGAAGGUGUGAUUGAGUUCAAAUCCUAUUCUGACAUGAAAAGAGCCCUUGAAAAGCUGGACGGGACAGAAGUAAAUGGCAGAAAGAUUAGAUUAGUGGAAGACAGACCUGGAUCGAGGCGGCGCCGCUCUUACUCCAGAAGCCGAAGCCAUUCGAGGUCUCGCUCUCGAAGCAGACACUCUCAUAAGAGCAGGAGCCGCAGUGCCAGUAGUAGUCGCUCCAAGAGUAGAUCAAGAUCCAGGUCUGUGUCCCGUUCCAGAAGCAAGAGCCGUAGUCGAAGCAAGAGCCGUAGCAGAGGCCAAAAAGAGAAAAGCAGGACUCCAAGUAAAGAGGAUAAAAGUAGGAGCCGCAGCAGGAGUGCAGAGAAAUCCCGAAACAAAAGUAAAGAUAAAUCUGAGGGCACUCUCCAUAACAGUGAUGAGAAAGCAAAGAGCAGGAGCCGCAGCAAGGAAAAGAGUAGGAGCAGGAGUGGGAGUAAGGACAGGGGAGAGACGAGGGAGAGCAUGAGGAGUAGGAGCAAGGAGAAAAGUAGAAGCAAAGACAGGGAGAAGAGCAUUAGCAAGGCUAGAAGCAGGAGCAGGGAUGAGAGUAGGAGCAGGAGCCACAGUAAGGAUAAAAGGAAAAGUAGGAAGAGAAGCAGGGAUGACAGCAGAAGCAGAAGCAGGAGCCGCAGCAAGAGUGAGAAAAGCAAGAGACGCAGCAAGCGAGACAGCAAACCAAGUAGCAAGAAGAAAAGGAAGGACAGCCACGAGCGGUCCAGGUCAGCCUCCAAAGAAAAGGAGCAUCUAAAAUCAGAUUCUGACAAAAAGGAGGCAAAAGGUGAGGGUGAGGAUGCAGCCACACGUCGCGUGUCUCGCUCCAGGUCUAGGUCGAUUUCCAAGUCAAAACCAAAUGUCAAAUCAGAUUCUCGUUCCAGGUCUAAAUCUGUUUCGAAGCCUAGGUCCCGGUCCAAGUCUAGAUCUAGGUCUGCCUCUAGGUCGCACUCCCGAUCACGGUCAAGGUCUCGCUCCAGAUCCUAACCUUGCUGCAACCACACUUGGAAUGGUCGGAAAAGUCUUUUGUACAUGUUUAGUAGUUGUAGCGCAAGUGAUUGAAGUAGAAAACAUGUCGAUGCUGUAUAUUUUUAACAACCCUGAUGGUAUGUCUGUCACUGGUAACUGCAGCGCUCCCUCCCUGCAAUGCUCUCUGGUGCAAGGCUGUUCAGCUCAUUUUCUAUCCUAGAGAAAGGUUCUCUUUAAAUGGAACUCUUCCUAGAGCACCGAAAUCGCCCUGCUUCCCAGGAGGAGCCUCGCAGAGAAUGAGCACUGCACCUUGGUGGGUCUCUGAGAUUGCAGUGAUGACUGAUAGGUAGGUAUGACGGCUUCAACAGCCUUUGCCCUUGAAUUGAUGCCCUUCGAUGUAUGCCAUUUAGUGGAAGUGCUAAGUCUUAAGUUUCAUACUACUUCUGUUUCAUAUUUUUUGGACUUACAAAGUUGUGAAUAGCACAGUCAAAAGGAAAAAGAAAAAAAUAGGUAUUUGCAGUAAUCCAUAGGGAAAAGAAGUAUAGUUCCAUAUUCUGGUAUUGUGACAAUAUUCUUGUUUUAUAUUAAAUUUUUUUAUUUUAUUUUUCCCUGUCUUGCAAAGUACAGUGAUUCCUGUUUCCAUGAAAUUUGAAUAAAGACUAUUUUUGCUUGAUGACA